AUGGCUGAUUUGUCUAAAGUUUUGACCAGACAGGUUUUUGCAGAUAUUGUUGUGAAAGCUUUUGAACAUCUGGAUGUUGCUAAAGUCGCAAACUGGGUUGUAGCACAGGAGAAGCACCAUGACAAGGAGAUUGCAGGUGCAUUUGGGACCCAUUAUCACAUGGCUUUAAAGCUUACUUGCCGACCCCAAUGGAGUGGUGUCCGUACAAGAUUGGGAUCUGAAAAUGGAAUAAAAAUUAAUUUCAGUUCUGCCCAUGCAACAUACCAUAGUGCUUAUAGAUACGUCAUUAAACUAUUAAAGUUGAACUAAUGUACAUUAGUAGUCUUAAUAUUAAUAUUUUAGAGUUUUUAUAAAAAUACCGAACAGAACUAAUAAGUAAAAUUUUAAAGUUUAUAGUAUAGUUUGCUAGAGUAUAUUGUAAAAUGAUCGUAAUUCAGCUUUCGGGGGUGCAAUGAUCUAUUUUAAUAAAAUAUCUAUCUAUCUAAAGAAGACCAAAAUGUUCUCCUGUCAGACGGACAUCCUCAGCUUAGUGGCACAACAGCAACAGAGGCAGCAACAAUAGCAAAAAAAGGCAAGAAAAAGCAGGCAAGGCAGGGCAAAGAAAAAAAGGGAACAGUACACGACAUUUGA
This is a messenger RNA of Paramuricea clavata, 630 nucleotides long. The record is from the annotation of a GenBank genome assembly. NCBI's taxonomy places the organism in Eukaryota, Metazoa, Cnidaria, Anthozoa, Malacalcyonacea, Plexauridae.